AUGGAGGAGAUGAUAUCUUUUGCAAUUAAAGAAAAAGAGAAUGUUAAAUUUAACGAAAUUAAUAAGAAAUUUAAUAGGUUUAUGAAAAUACAUUCUUUUAAAAAUCCAGUUUUCAAGUAUGUGCUGACACAUAAAUACUAUAAAAUAUUAUUAGCCUAAUAGUAUGAAGAUUCUAUCUUAGAAGAGGGUUGGCAAAAGUAAGAUUAAUAACAAAGAUAAGUUGAACACCUAGCUUAAUUAUUCAGUUAAAGGCAUUUAAAGCGCUACCAUUAUUGGACAAUUUAUAUAAUGAUAUUUAUUGAUCAUGAUCAUGAAGCUGAAAACUAAAAAAUUGUUAUUUGA
Tetrahymena thermophila SB210 is the source of this 342-nucleotide messenger RNA. RefSeq lists its product as hypothetical. The transcript has a single exon. The record is from RefSeq and is a predicted model, not a curated record. Lineage: Eukaryota; Ciliophora; Oligohymenophorea; Hymenostomatida; Tetrahymenidae.